CCAGCCAAUGAGGAGGAAACAGCCUCGAGGCGGAGUCUCGGGCAGAGCCUGAGGGAAGGCGGGGCUUGCGUUGCCAGAGUAACCGGAUCAUUGGUGAUGUUGUUGUCUUCCUGUGUAAAGAUACUUAUUUCCUGUGCUGAGAGCCACAAACUAUGAAUCUGUUGGAGAGGUUUGCUUUCCUUGCAGAGUGGUAUGAUCCGAACGCCUCACUGUGCCGGCGUUAUGAGCUUCUGUUUUACCCCGCAGACGGAUCUGUUGAAAUGCAUGAUGUAAAGAAUCGUCGCACCUUCUUAAAGAGGACCAAGUAUGAGGACCUGCGAGUGGAAGAUUUAUUUAUAGGCAACAGAGUGAAUGUCUUUUCUCGACAGCUGGUGCUAGUUGACUAUGCGGACCAAUACACAGCUCGCCAGCUGGGCAGCAGGAAAGAGAAAACAUUAGCCCUGAUCAAACCAGAUGCAAUAUGCAAGGUUGGAGAAAUAAUUGAAAUGAUAAACAAAAAUGGAUUUACUAUAACCAAACUCAAAAUGGCGAUGCUUUCAAGGAAAGAAGCAGUAGACUUUCAUGUCGACCAUCACUCAAGGCCUUUUUAUAAUGAACUGAUCCAGUUUGUUACCAGCGGGCCUGUUAUUGCCAUGGAGAUUUUAAGAGAUGAUGCGAUAUGUGAGUGGAAAAAAUUGCUUGGACCCGCAAACUCUGGGUUAGCUCGUACAGAAGCCCCUGAAAGCAUCAGAGCCCUCUUUGGGACAGAUAGCAUAAAAAAUGCAGCUCACGGCCCUGAUUCUUUUGCAUCUGCUGCUAGAGAAAUGGAAUUAUUUUUCCCUUCAAGUGGAGGCUGUGGACCAAAAAACACUGCUAAAUUUACCAACUGUACCUUGUGCAUUAUUAAGCCCCAUGCCAUCAAUGAAGGACUGCUGGGAAAGAUCUUAAUGGCUAUUCGAGAUGCAUGUUUUAACAUCUCAGCGAUACAGAUGUUCAAUAUGGAUCGAGCUAAUGUUGAAGAAUUCUAUGAAGUCUAUAAAGGCGUGGUGUCUGAGUAUACCGAGAUGGUGGCAGAGCUGUACUCCGGCCCUUGUGUAGCAAUAGAGAUCCAACAGAAUAAAGCUGCAAAGACAUUUCGAGAAUUCUGUGGACCUGCUGAUCCUGAAAUUGCCCGGCAUUUACGCCCCAGGACCCUCAGAGCAGUCUUUGGUAAAACUAAGAUUCAAAAUGCUGUUCACUGUACGGAUCUGCCAGAGGACGGGCUCCUGGAGGUCCAGUAUUUCUUCAAGAUCUUGGAUAAUUAGCAGUACAGAGAGUAGAGACGACACAGACUGAGACGCUGAGACGAGUGAGGCACACAUAUGAAGAGUGUGUUCAUUCUUUUAUUGUCCGUUGUUUUAACCUGACUGACACAAGAUCAACAAGAGCACUGUACUCCUGGCAAUUAUUACAUAUGUUAGAACAUGGAUUUGCACUGAGGACAACAUUUAACACCAGUCUAUGGGGUACUGCAUUGCUUUUUAUAAAGUUCAAAAUAAAGAUUUUAUUUUCAAACAAGUGACUUUGGUUUAUUUCAUACAUUACACUUUUUCUUGCAGAAAAAAAUAAAAUUGUACAACUGCAUAAAUAUAAAAUUCUUCCACCAUGAAAAUGGUUAAAACAUUCAUAAAGACACAGCACCAGCACGAUGCCUCCAGAGAAAGGAAAGAAGGAAAAGAAAAUGUACAAAGCAAAUUAACUAGCCCCAUCACUAGCCAAAGUGACGGGCAGAUCCAGACCUCAGACACAGCUUCAGAACACACUGGAGGACACGGGCAGAGAUGGCGAGACAGCAUUCAGCACGGAGCACAACACAACCCAUCACCUUUUUGUGUUUUUCUGUAGUGUCACUUAAAAUUUAAAGGGCAGUUCCCCCAUGACAGCCCACCCCCCAGCCCCAGGAAAUAAAGGGGAAAAAAAAGAUCUGAUACCACAGGAAAAGAAAAAAAAAAAAAAAAAAAAAAGACUAUGGAGUGUGUUAAAAAAUGCUCAUUGAUGGGCCGUUACCUUUGAAAUUUCAGAGCCAGAAAAAUAAGAAAGAAAAGGAAAAAGUACCAUGCCAGUUUUAUUCCCAUUGAAUAUUUACACCUUGGACAGCAAACCUUGCUCACGUAAAGUAGAAAACAGAUAUGAUAAAA
Meriones unguiculatus (Mongolian gerbil) is the source of this 2156-nucleotide messenger RNA. RefSeq names its product NME/NM23 family member 7 (gene Nme7). The record is from RefSeq and is a predicted model, not a curated record. The coding region runs from base 153 to 1283 and encodes 376 amino acids. Gene Ontology annotation, biological process: GTP biosynthetic process; CTP biosynthetic process; UTP biosynthetic process. Gene Ontology annotation, cellular component: centrosome. Gene Ontology annotation, molecular function: ATP binding; nucleoside diphosphate kinase activity. Lineage: Eukaryota; Metazoa; Chordata; Mammalia; Rodentia; Muridae. The transcript is spliced from 12 exons.